Messenger RNA from Sinocyclocheilus grahami, 451 nucleotides. Its product is annotated as C-X-C motif chemokine 10. NCBI's taxonomy places the organism in Eukaryota, Metazoa, Chordata, Actinopteri, Cypriniformes, Cyprinidae. Gene Ontology annotation, molecular function: chemokine activity. Gene Ontology annotation, biological process: immune response. The transcript has 3 exons. Gene Ontology annotation, cellular component: extracellular region. The record is from RefSeq and is a predicted model, not a curated record. Bases 11 to 283 code for a protein of 90 amino acids.
UUGGUCAAACAUGAGCCGGUCCAUCUUUCUUCUGUCCUUGGUCUUUCUGAUCUGCCUGACUUUUACUGAGGGUCAGCGGCUGUUCAUAAGCAAGCGAUGUCUGUGCUCCAGAACAUAUGACGGUCUGCGGCCUGGAAACAUCAAGGAGUGGAAAGUGCACAAACCAAGUGCAUUCUGUAACACCACUGAGAUUAUUGUGAUUUUGAAGAAACCUCACAUAAAAGUCUGCCUGAAUCCUAAUUCAAAACUGGGACGCCAGCUGCAAGAAAAUUAUGACAGCUGAGCGCCAAGUACACACAAGAUCAUCCUUUAGAUGACUACAAAAUAGUUGUUUAAGAAAUGUCUAGGGUUCCUUUUGUGAUUGCGGCUUUGCAGAGAAGGGGAAAUGUGGUGUCUCUCAAUAAAAGGGAUAUAAUUAAAAAAAAGAUUAGAGUAAGACAUUAGCCAAUGC